UAUUUUACUCUGUACUAUACAAUUUGAGAGGACUGCACCAGUGACAUUCUAAGCUAUGGAUUUAUUAGGCGUGGGAGUUUGUAUCCUCACCGCAGUGUUAAAACCAAACUGCCUUUCACACACUAAUGACAGCUCCUCUUCAGAUGAGAGGUGAUAAGGUGGUCUAUAUAAGGCACAGCACAAAGCCUCAGAGCUCGGAUCAUGUGCUCUAGUGAGAAGCUGUCUAGUUCACACUCUUCAUACGCAACAUGUGUGAAACGAAUAUAAAAUGUGACUCAAGCUUUUAUACUAUACAAGAACAUAAUACUAACUUCAAUCUUAGUAUUGGACAUUCAACAGAAUUCUUAUAUUAUCAAUGUCAACGGAUUAACGAAACCAAAUGUGGAUUAAGACUUCUUUUAAAAGAAAAUCAAGGUCAAAACUGGUCUUACCAUGUGGUGUUUGUCUUCAAUACUCUCAUUUUGCUCUUGAGUGGAAUAAUCAACAUACUUCUAUGCCAAAGACUGAGAAGAACAAGUGAAUUGCAAGCAGGGGUUUCUGACCCAUCUCCACCAGACACACCAGCCUCUGAUGCCAGUUCUUCUCUUAAUCCAGUUAGUCAAAACCUGAACUACACAACUCUGCAAUUUUCUGAAGACAACACAAAUAGAGAGAACUCAGCAAUUGAACGAAGAAAGACACGAAGGAAUCCAAUCUACUCCAGCCUUAAAUGUCAAGUGUCAAACAUCACUGAAGACAGCUGAGCCAUUUCUUGCCUUUCUCAUUUGGUUUUCAAGUGAUAAAUGCAGUAGUAUAGUUGUUAAAAAACUUUAAAGUCAGAUAAAAAAUUUUAAAAAAUGGUUAAAAACAGAUUUUAUCAUGAAGAAGUGAAAAUAAUCAUGACAUAACCUUAUGUCGUACUAUGUAGGUUGUCAGCCCCUUAAUAAGGGUGAAAAAAAAUCAGAUGUUGGAGCUACUAAGCCAGGAUCGACAAUUCUUAACCCCUGCAAUAUGUAUUUUCAUGCUUUCAAUAUAUUUUGUAACAUUAUUAUUAAAACGGCAUUUGUACUUCAUAGUUUCUGUUUUAGUACAGCUUAGGCAUUGAUCAAUAUUUAAUAUGUUCUUUUAAACAAAGCAUAACAUUUCCUUAUAUACAGGAAUUAUUACAAUAUGUCAAAGCUGAAGGGUUCAGAACAUAAUAAUAAUGAGGAUGAUGAAAAGAUAACCAGUAUUUCUGUUGCUGUUUUUUCCAUGUUUGCCGCCUUUUGUGUCUUGUAAUGGGGUCAGAGGCAAAAAAAAGCAUAUAUCUUUAAUGAGCUGUAGAGACCCUUGUACUUGCCCACAAGAACCAACUACUAAGACAGACACACUAUGUGGUUUCAGAGACAGGAUGGAAAACAGAGUGGCCUAUUUAAAAAAAAAAGUUUUCUCAAGGUUAUUUGUUGUAGCAUAUCAAUAAAGAACAAAAACAGGCCACAACAACUUUAAAACUGAAUGUAAAAAUUAAGACUGCAUGUAAUGCAAAGUAUCAUUAUUCAGUUAUUUUGUCACUUUUAUUUCAGCUACGAAUUUCUGGCCUUUAUAUAACCUCUUGUUCUCUCCUGUUUGAAUGGUAAUCAUACUCCAUUCACUUUAUGUAUGUUAUCACAAAAAUACAAAUACAGUUUGCCUGAAUUGCAAAAUUAUCCUCAUGAAUUACAUGAGCAUAAUAUUAAGUAAAUGUUAACUUCUAAUUUCCUUAAUAAACAUUUUAAUAAACAAAUUUGACACAUCUUAACAAUUGAAAGUAUGGUGUCAACAUGUUUUCUAAAACCUAAAAUGUCAUGGGUUAUUGAAUUUACAUUCUUAGCAUAUGCCUAACCUAACCCUAACCCCACUAUACAGUAUAAGGUUGAUCUAAAUUAGUUUAGCAUGCAUUAUCACAACAGACACUUACAUUUGAACAUUUGAACAAAAAAAGCACAGCUAAUGUCAUUAUCUAAUGCACACUGAGAAGAAAUGUGUCUUCUCUCAUCUAGUAUGUAUAUACAUUAUCAACUGAUAACAUUAACCAUGCCUUAAUAGGAAUCAGAGGUGUACCUUUGGGGGAAAAUAGGGGGGCUCUUGGUUAACCAAUGAAAGGCAACUCAGCCAUCUGACAACAUCUACCAACCAGCUCAAACAACAUUUUCUUUUUGGUGGUCUGUGUCUCUUAUUCUUCAAAAUGAGCCAAUGCAGAGAAAAUAUGCAUGCUGUCAGUGUAAUCAUCCUUGCUUUUUGUGGUUGCUUUACAGCCCAUGUUAUUAACCAGCCAAAACUGGUGCAACAAGCCCAAAUUGGAGACAGUGUAACAAUGGAAUGCUAUUUCCUCAAAAAAGAUUUUAACCUCAUUGUGUGGUACAAGCAGCUAUUAGGAAAGAAGCCACAGCCUAUAGCAAAGUCUUACUAUAUGAACGAUGUUCAUUUUCUAAAAGGAUUUGAUGAUGGACGCCUCAGUGUGACAGUCGGAAAUGGAACUUAUCAUCUAAACAUUUUCCGAAUGACACAUGAGGAUGCAGCGACUUAUUAUUGUGGAGUGAUUAAGUUCACUGCGCUGUAUUUCAGCCCUGGAACAUUUCUGAUGAUAACAGAAAAACAUUCAAAUACGAGAAGAAUUCUACAGCAACCUGAUUUAAAACCUGUUCAUCUUGGUGAUAACAUCACUCUGCAGUGUACAGUUCAAUUCAUGGAGGACUGUGCACAACACAAUGUCUACUGGCUCAAGCAAAGCUCAGGAGAAUCCCCGUCUAGAAUUAUAGUUUCUCAUUUUAUAAUGGCUGAUGCACAGACAUGUGUCUACAACUUCACAAUGAAGAUCCGCACACUCUCUGAUACUGGUAUUUACUACUGUGCCAUGGAUGUAGAUGGAGAAAUAAUCACUGGACAAGGAACUAAACUGACUAUCACUGGCACAGAUCAGAACAUUAUGAAUCCAGGAACUUUCAUUUUGGUGUCUUCAAACAUAAUUUCUGCGGUAAUAAUUGUGAUAGCCUUGGUCAAAUGGCAUUUUAUAGGCUGACUGAAUUAAAACAUCAUCCCCUACCCAAAUUUUGCUUGGAUGUUCACUAAAUAAGGAGAAUGUUCCCUGUGCGAUACAAACUACCAGAGGUUCAACCUGUUCUGAUUCUGAAAUACUCUUGCUAUUUGUGUUACUAUAUUGUUUCUGGGUUUAAUUUGUUUUUUAUAUGUGUUUGUGUCCUGAAGACUAUCUAUCCAAUCCUCAUUCUGAUAUGGAAUAAAUAACAGAUUUAAGAACAUGUUCAUAUCUGUCGAAUGUGUGUGCUUUUCUCAUUUUUGCAUAAUUCA
This is a messenger RNA of Megalobrama amblycephala (Wuchang bream), 3303 nucleotides long. RefSeq lists its product as uncharacterized. Lineage: Eukaryota; Metazoa; Chordata; Actinopteri; Cypriniformes; Xenocyprididae. Bases 2183 to 3016 code for a protein of 277 amino acids. Gene Ontology annotation, biological process: response to bacterium. The record is from RefSeq and is a predicted model, not a curated record. The transcript has 10 exons.